Molecule: messenger RNA, 1321 nt
Organism: Athalia rosae (coleseed sawfly)
Lineage: Eukaryota; Metazoa; Arthropoda; Insecta; Hymenoptera; Athaliidae
Product: sesquipedalian-1-like
Exons: 2
Coding region: 184-834 (216 amino acids)
Biological process (GO): retrograde transport, endosome to Golgi; receptor recycling; endosome organization
Cellular component (GO): trans-Golgi network; early endosome; recycling endosome
Source: RefSeq, a predicted model, not a curated record
CACUUCACCGUCAUCCCUGCUUUCCUACUCCACUUGCUGUGGCUCCAUCUCCAUACACGGAAUCGUGUAGCGUAUUAAAAUCUGACAGCUUUGCAUAACCUGCGAAUGUAGAGACUUCGUUAGGGUCUUUAAGGGCUCAAAACGAUUCUCUUCACGCAAAGUUACAAACCUUUGUUUAACACCAUGAAAAUAAACGAAAAAAAUAUGGUUGCAUUUGCAACAUCGGCAACCCCCGUAGACCGUGAGGGGUGGCUAAAUAAACGGGGUGAAGUAAAUCGUGGUUAUUCGAGGCGUUGGUUUGUCCUCAAGGGUAAUAUAUUAUUCUACUUUGAUCGGCGUGGCGAUAAAGAACCUGUUGGCAUGAUCGUUCUUGAAGGCUGCACCAUUGAGCUAGCUGAAGAUGAAGAGCAAUUCGGUUUCAAGAUAGUUUUUCACGGGCCAAACAACAGAAGUUAUGCCCUGGGUGCCGAGUCACAAGAUUCUAUGGAGCAAUGGAUGAAAGCAUUAGCCUGCGCAAGCUAUGAUUACAUGAAGCUGAUGGUAGCGGAAUUACAACGACAACUAGAUGCAGCAGAGGAAGAUACUACUGCUACGUCUCUACCUGCUGAAUCGCCAAAAGCCCCACCCAGGCAUCGGCAUAAUCCUUUUAAUAAACCAGAUACUCACCAUCGAUCGCAAAGCGUCAGAUCUGCUCCAGGUAGAACUGAAAAUAUACCAAGAACAAGAGUCACUUUUAGAGAAUUGCACACAGCUUAUGGUAGGAGAAUUUUAGCAGAUCUCAAUGAGUGGCGGCACUCUAAACGUAGCAUGGAAGCUCCCUUGAUAGCAUUAUGAAUAUAGGUAGGUGUGAAAUAAUUAUAAUGUAAAUAAUUGCGUUAAAUUAGUUAUUGACUAAUAUUCAUAAAACUUCUUCAUGUUCCUCCUUCAAUCAAUAGAUUGAAUUGUUAUUUAUUCAAUGUCUCCUAGUUUUCUAUACUGUUCGGAUAACAAAUAGAAUCUAAAAAACGUGACAAUAGGAGGUAGUAGCACGUGUUACUUAUAUUUACAAUUAGUUUCAAAUUUUCUGGUUAGGAGCACAAACUCAAUGAAUACUGAAAAUAUAUCUAUUCUGUAAAUAAGUACUUUAUUACUCAAUAUUAUAUUAAUCUAACAAAUAAGUCAACAGCCUGCUGUGCUACAAUCAUACUUCACUAAAACAAUUUCCAUCAAAAAGUAUAUGAUCGAGAAGAUCAUGAGCAGAAAGCAUUAGAGUGAUAAGUCGUUGAUUAUAAAACGUUAUUAGCUCUAAGAUAAAAAAUUAAAUAAAUCUACAAAACAACCA